AGUGCUUGAAAGCUGAAGCGUGGUGAAAGCUGGGCAUCACUGAGCUGCUCCAAAAUAUAUACACACACUCAGACGUACUGUCACACACACACACGCGAACACCAGCUCUUACAACAGAACACUUGCCGAAACCCAACCAUGCACAGUUGCUCUUAGUUUAGGUCAAAGAGCUCUGCAAACUCGCUUGUCUUGCUUUAGUUUUUGCCAUGGCUGAGCAGCGGCAGCGGCAGCUGGUCGACUUCGACCCGGACUUCGAGCCUCUUUCCCGCCCGCGCUCCUGCACUUGGCCGCUUCAGAGGCCGGAGCUCGCGGAGCCGGGUGGUUCCAGCACAUCUUCUCCGGCGCCUUCUGUCAAGCAGGAGCCGGGCAAUGUGGACUUUAUCAGCAGCCUGAGCCUGCUGGAGGAGACUGAGGACUACCCAGAGGAAGGGAAAGGGUUUGUCCCAUGCAGCGGCUUCCAGUGUCCGGACGGCUGCGUCCACCAGCAGCCCCAGCAGAGCCAGCAGCAGCAGAGUCCCAGACUGGUUCAGCAGCAACAGGUGCCUCUCCCCGGCCAGAGGAAGAGCAGUUCCUCGCGGAGGAACGCCUGGGGCAACAUGAGCUACGCGGAUUUGAUCACCAGGGCCAUCGAAAGCUCUCCCGAGAAGCGCCUCACACUUAGUCAGAUCUACGAGUGGAUGGUGAAGAGUGUGCCUUACUUUAGGGACAAGGGAGACAGCAACAGCUCAGCAGGAUGGAAGAACUCUAUCCGUCACAACCUGUCACUGCACAGUCGUUUUGUGCGUGUGCAAAAUGAGGGAACGGGAAAGAGUUCAUGGUGGAUGCUGAACCCUGAUGGAGGAAAGAGCGGCAAAUCCCCUCGCCGCAGAGCCGCCUCCAUGGACAACAACAGCAAGUUUGCCAAGAGUCGCGGCCGUGCCGCUAAGAAGAAGAUGUCUCUUCAGGCUGGUUUAGACGCUGGCUCUAACAGUCCAGGCUCUCAGUACUCGAAAUGGCUUGGCAGCCCAAACUCCCACAGCAACGACGAUUUUGAGGCCUGGACCACCUUUCGAACGCGGGCCAGCUCAGAUGCCAGCACACUUAGUGGCCGCCGGUCACCAUAUCUGGCUGAGGAAGACGUGAGUGAGGAAGGGGAAAUCCACAUGGGGUACCUGGGCACACCUGGAACCAAACUUGGGGGUACUCUACCGAGCCUGUCUGAAGUGGCUGGGUCACUGGGUCACCAUGGAUCCUCCAAAAAUGUAAUGAUGGAGAAUCUUCUUGAUAACCUUAACCUGCUUUCACCCAAAAACAACACUCAGGGUGGUCAAGAGAGCCAAAACCAACCAGGAGGUUCUGGGUAUUCACCCUAUAACUCAAGUGGACUUGGUGCCCAGCCUCAAAGCCAGCCAGACUUUCGAAAGUGGCCAAUGUCCAUUCAGACUCUCUCAGACCGCAAGCCCAGAGGUUUUGGACACUUCAUGGGCCAGUAUAAUUGCCCCACAGGGCUUUUAAAGGAGCUCUUGACCACUGAGCCAGACCCAAGAGGCAACAUUCUGUCCCCUAUGGAGGGAUCACAAAGUGCUGUAUUGCCCCCAUAUAGUGCCCAUGGGCAGUUAGGGCAAGGGGGAAAACUGACUGCCCCCCACGCGCAAACACACGGUCACCCAAACACACACCCAAGAUCCAUACACCCUCAGUUGCCCUCCACAACAGUAAGUAUAAACGGUUGCGGACUUCUGCCCUUGGGGCAUCCCAUUCGCCAUGGCAGUGUGAAGCCAUACUCUCACCUGACCCAUGGACAAGCACCUCACCAUGGUGAAGACAGAGGGGGUGCAGCCGUGGACACAACAGCACCCCCAAGUUACUGUAAUGUCAAUGGCAACGGUUACCACAGAAGCGUUCCAGGCCAGCAUCAUCACCACCACCACCACCACCACCAUAGUCACCUGGAACGAUUGCCUAGUGACCUGGACGAUAUGUCCAUCGAGAGGCUGGAGUGCGACGUGGAGACAGUCCUGCAUGACACGCUGAUGGAUGGUGAUGCACUGGACUUCAACUUUGACCCUAUGUCCAGUCAGCAGGCAUACUCGCACACAGGGGUUGCGCAGGGGGUCAAGACUACCACACACAGCUGGGUGUCUGGAUGAACACACACAUAAUGUACACACACAGACUUGACCUGGUUGUAAAUGUGCUUUACUCUAGGAAAGAGAUGAGCAAGACAUUGGGCAUACACUGUGAUGUAUGAAGCCUUAUUAAUUAUGUGAGUGUACAGAAGUGCUGGGCGAUCUUGAUAAAACUUAAUAUCAUUAUAUUUCUCAAACAUAUCAUGGCAUCAGAUAAAAAAAUGAUUUAAAUUAAUCAUUUAAAUUAAUACUUUUAACCAUUUAUAUCUAAUGCCUAAACAUUAAGUCUUUGUCCCUUUUAACUGACUUUUAUCUCCCCCAAAUUCAUUUUGCUAAUGCUUUCUUUUUAAACAAUGCUAGCUUUCUCUGUGCAAUUGGGUUUCUGUCACUGUAGAAAAGAAGCUGCCAUCGCCUUUGUUGAAUGCGCUGUCAAGUGUUUUUGUCCUUUUCUGUUACUUUGUUUUAAAACAACCUUAAACAGUAUUGUAAACCCUUUUAAUUUUCAAAAAGGAAACUAUUUAUUUUAUUUUAUUAAUUGUAAUGCUUAAUGCAAUGCAAUUCUUUAUAUAAUUUAUAUUGCUAGUCAUUAAAAAAAUUGUAUAUCCAUACAUAAUACAUCGCCUAGCACUGGUAUACAGUAUAUCUAGAAAGUCUACUGGAAAAUUUGAGAUUAUAUACACAUUAGAAAACAUAAGAAUAUAAGCAAAGUGUUGAGUUGGAGAAUGAUAGUUUUACAUCUCCCAUGAUCCUACUUUACUUUUCGUAUACAUGCUGGAGCUCAUAGGGUAAAUACCAGGCAGAUUCUCUCAUCAUCAGUGAAAACAACUGUAGCUAAAGUGUGUCUUUUGUUAUUUCUCUAUUAUAUGUUUUUUAUUAUAAUUUUUACUAAUUGAAACAUUUACUGUUUGGUUUGGUGUGAGGAAAAAAAACAUAUUUUGGGAUUUUAAAUCUGGAUUUUCUAAAACUAUGAAGAUUACAAGCUCGUUGCUACACAAGCACAAUGUCACCAGCAUAAUGCUAAUAUAAUUUGGUGUUGUUUAUAUUUCACUCCAAAAGCAGAACAAGUCUGGGGUUAAACUCUGUUGACACUCACAACUCAAUGUCCCGAACUGUUAACAGUCAGAAUUAUGCAGGCAAAAAAUGUAAUGUAAUAUCAUUACAUAGCACAGGUAUGAUCAGGUCUAUCAGUCAAAUACAAUAAAUAAAGAGUGUAUACUUGUAACAAAUGUAAUCUUGAAGCAGAAUUUGUUUUUCACAAUCAGUGCAAAAAAAAAAAACGUUGAUGUUGUCAUUCCUUGUUGUUUUGUGAACUUGUUAAAGAACUUAUAAAAUAAGUGUCUGCCUCAGUGUUAGCCCCAGUAUUAGCUUUAGCAUUAGCAUGGUGACAGGACUGCUUUCUCAGCUCAAACCUCCUCCUUAUUUGAAAUGAAAAUGUGCUACCCUCACAUGACUAAAAGUUUUCGCUUGUCUGUUUAAUGUUUAAGUGCUUGCACAAAGAAUAUUACCAGGUAGCCUGAGCUGGACUGGACUUUAUUAGCUAAAAUUUUGCUAUUGGUCAGAUGGUGACAAACUAGCUGUUGUUAGCCGCUUUAGCAUUUUAGGAAGUUCCUUUAAAGGCAACUUUUGUUACCUAAACACAAACUUUAACCAUCCCUGACAUAUAAAGCACAUUUGAAUAACAAUAGUUAGAAGAAUAAGAAAAAUGAUAAUAUAUUAGGGAAACAAUUCAGUCAUAUUUGAUAUAUUUAAUUUUUUAUCGAGUGGUCAGUGUGCCUCUAAAAACAGGUAAAAUCUUUUUGUAAUUAUAUAUUAAUAUUUUAAAAUUUAGACUACAUAUUUUCAAAAAUAUUUAAAAACUGACAUGCAGUGCCCCUCCAUUGGGUCACAUUUACAUUUCAUGCAUUUAAGCAUAUAUUGUUUUGUAUAGAGAUGUAUAUUUUUGUUGUAUAUAAUGCAUUGUUAUACAGUGUGUGUAUUUCAGUGUCUUACUGGUUUUGGUUUAAAAACUCUGAAGCUUUUUUUGUUCUACUUUUAAAAUCACCUGACAGCCUUUCGUGUGUGUUUUUCUAUUGAAAAAAUUGUAACCUUUUUUUAAACAGUACAGUCUUUACAGCAGGAAUGUCCAGCUGAAAUUUUUCUUUGGGCUUUUUCUGGACAUUACAAUCACCUGAAUGUAUUAACCCAUAACUCUCUGAAGCUGUAUGGUGUGCCUUUUAGCUGCAAGCUUUUCUCUCUCAGUUUUGAAACUGUUUUUUUCCACUUAGUUGAUAGACAGUAUCUUAAAGGACUGCUUUAGCACUGUGUAGGAUAUGAUUGAUUACCAUAGACUAUACAUUUCCUACACUUACAGAGACCAGUAAACACACUUGUUUGAAACACAGAAUAGAAAUAAAAGGUGCUAAAGUAAGGGCCUAUUGACUUCUAUAAUAAGUAUGAUUUGAGUCAAAAAGUGUCUUAAGCUAUGGCCCAUUUAUGAAUUGUAAGUUGUAAAUCCAGCAGGCCUUGUGGUUGUUCCUGAUAUGCAGUAGCCAGUACCUAAAAAACAAACUCUGAGAACGAACAAUAGUUGAUCUUGUGAUAGGGUCAUGGUUGUUUAAGACUCGUUAUCCCAUCUCACAUCUUACAAGAGGUGAAGCAGCUGCACUAUUAUAUAUGUGUUUUAGUCUGUGGCUAUUUUAUUAUUUUCUAAAAAGAAAAAAACCUGUCAGCAUUUUUGUUUGUGGUGAUCGAUUGUGCACUGCAGUAAGUGUUACACUUACGUCCUGGAAACAGCUCUAAUAUCUCUUUUUCAGAGCAAGCAGCCUUUUAUAUCUUUUCAUAAUGCUGUUAUUGUCCUUUCUGUACAGUAAAAUCUGUAUACAUUCAGGUGUACACACAUUUCUCUGAAGUUACAUAGUUCCUGUUUGGGCUUUUCGAACGGCUGAGGGAUUCUUGGGGAUAAUUUACAAUCAAAACGAUGAAGAAACACCAUGAAGGUUUUAUAAUGUUGUCUCUGGACUUUAUAUAAAAUAUCUAUUUUCAAAGUGUAUGUUAUGAAUUGUUUCUUCAUUGUAAAACUGGAAGUUUUUUCAUCUAUUUAUUCUUGAAUAUGUUUUUGAAUAUUAAUCUAAAGCUUUGAGUUACUCCUGUGGUAGUUUAGCACUUCCUGCUGAGUUUAUGUGGCAUAGGGCAGCGUAUUGGUGUUUAUUUCUCAUGUGUAAAUAGUACUAAUUUGUGUUUAUUGUGUUUAUGUGAAUCCAGUAAUGUCACAUGCUGUUGUAUACUUUUCCAUUAUUUUUUUUAUGAUGUUUUAUGUCUUUUAUGAUGCUGGUUGUAAUUGUGUGUAGAUUUGUCUGAUGUUACUGAAAUAACUGGCCUGAAUUUAAGGCUUUACUACCUGACCUUUCACAGCGUUUGUAUAAGAAACACGUUAUCAUGCAAAACCACAUUGAGAGCUGCUCUAUUACAGAGCUUUUCCCCAGUGGAGAAAGUGCCUGCAGUACUGUAGAUUAUUAACAUCAGUGAAGAAUGCUGAAUUCUAAUUUAACCCAGACAAUUUACAAAUGUUAUGUGAAGCCAUAAGUGUACAUAAAUUAUCUCCUGAAGAACAGAAA
This is a messenger RNA of Astyanax mexicanus (Mexican tetra), 5701 nucleotides long. It is a transcript of the gene foxo1b, whose product is annotated as forkhead box O1 b. The record is from RefSeq and is a predicted model, not a curated record. NCBI's taxonomy places the organism in Eukaryota, Metazoa, Chordata, Actinopteri, Characiformes, Acestrorhamphidae. The coding region runs from base 207 to 2129 and encodes 640 amino acids. The transcript has 3 exons. Gene Ontology annotation, molecular function: RNA polymerase II cis-regulatory region sequence-specific DNA binding; DNA-binding transcription factor activity, RNA polymerase II-specific. Gene Ontology annotation, cellular component: nucleus. Gene Ontology annotation, biological process: regulation of transcription by RNA polymerase II.